Messenger RNA from Aureobasidium subglaciale EXF-2481, 1641 nucleotides. RefSeq lists its product as uncharacterized. Bases 1 to 1641 code for a protein of 546 amino acids. The transcript has 4 exons. NCBI's taxonomy places the organism in Eukaryota, Fungi, Ascomycota, Dothideomycetes, Dothideales, Saccotheciaceae. Gene Ontology annotation, molecular function: transmembrane transporter activity. Gene Ontology annotation, biological process: transmembrane transport. The record is from RefSeq and is a predicted model, not a curated record.
AUGAUAGACUGGAUUCAUCUCACGUUGGCUCGCACGGAAGCAGAGAACUCCAUCGCUCCAAGAAAGCACUUACAAUACCUCAUACAAGCAACUGGAGAUACACUCGGCCGUCGGUCCAAAGCCAAAGUGUCCUUGAUCAUGCUUGCAUGCAUGGCUGUCUUUCUCGGGACUCUCGAUGGUACUAUCGUCGCAACAGCUCUACCGACCAUCACCGAGCACUUCGAAUCGGCAUCAGGGUACACAUGGAUCGGAUCAGCGUUCUUGCUUGCCAACGCAUCAACCAUUCCGUCGUGGGGAAAGGCUAGCGAUAUUUUCGGUCGCAAACCUAUGCUUCUGUUCGCGAACAUAAUCUUCAUGUUCGGUUCUCUCGUGGCAGCUCUAUCAAACAGUAUUGGCAUGCUUAUCGUCGCUCGUGCCGUGCAAGGCCUAGGAAGUGGAGGCCUUGUCAUCGUCAAUAUUGCUGUCGGAGACCUGUUCAGUAUUCGCACGCGUGGAGCUUGUUACGAUCUUCUCGGUGCUAUCUGGGCUAUCGCUUCUUCCGUUGGGCCUAUGAUCGGUGGUAUUCUAACUCAAGGUGCAGGAUGGAGAUGGUGCUUCUGGAUCAAUCUCCCUCUGGAUGAAGGCAUGAUGGUUCUUGACUGGAUCGGAUCAUCGCUAGUCAUUGGCGCCACAGUCAUGUUCCUUCUGGGUAUCCAAGUUGGCGGAGAGACUUUUUCAUGGAGUUCACCAAUCGUGAUUUGCCUCAUCGUCUUUAGUCUACUGACCUUCGUCCUAUUCGUUCUGUACGAGUGGAAAUUUCCAAGAUAUCCCGUGAUGCCACUCAGGUUGUUCAAGUCCCGCAACAAUAUCGCCACCCUCUUUGUGGCCUUCAUCCAGGUAAUCGUCUUCAUCUCUGGUAACUACUAUUUACCUUUGUUCUUCCAGACUGUAAGGGGUGUAUCGCCAAUCCUCUCUGGAGUCUAUCUAUUGCCUACUGCUCUCGCACUGUCCGUCAGCUGCGUUGGUACGGGUAUAUUCUUGCGCAAGACUGGUACUCCCCUACCGCCCACAUGGUUUGGAUUGUCAAUGAUGACACUGGGCUAUGGUUUGUUCAUCAAUCUCGAAGCGAGCUCGAAUUGGUCCAAACUCGUUACAUAUCAGAUCGUCGCUGGCGUUGGCUGCGGCCCCUUGUUCCAGACUUUGACCAUUAUAUUACAAAGUCACCACGAUCCUGACGAUAUUGCCACAGGGACAGCAACGCUGGGAUUCAUACGACAAAUGGCUACUUCAGUCUCAGUGGUGCUUGGCCAAGUCGUAUUUCAAAACAGCACGAGCGCCAGAGAUGGCAGGUUAGUUGCCUCAUUGGGAUCUGAAGGAGCGGCAAGGAUAUCUUGUGGCGCGGCUGGCGCCAAUGCGCGACUUAUAAAUACACUUUCGAAAUCGCAGAAGUAUGUAGUCCGCGUUGUUCUGUCGGAAAGUCUGCGACAGAUGUGGAUCAUGUACGCCAUAUUCGCAGCUAUCGGUCUUCUUGCUGUCCUCUUGAUCAGGAGCUCAGCGUGGGCGGGCCCAAGAGAUACGCAGCUGACAGAUACGAGUGGAAAGUCCAGUCCAAUCCCGCCUGCGGGAUUGGCAACUGAAGCAAAACACAUUCCUGGCAAGUAG